UACUCAUUCUAACUCUACAGGCUAGUAAGACCGCUCCUUUGUUCCUGAUUUGCCCAGAGAUUGUCGAAGAAACAAGUGUAUAUAGAACUUUGGAUUAGGGUGGGAUCCAUAGGUCCUGCAGGGGAGAGGAGGGUGUUGCUGUACAUAGACAAAAACAUCAUGAAGGUGGAUGGUCGUGAUGUUCCUCAUGAUCCAUUGGUCCAGCCUGCGUAUCUGCCUCUGCUGCUGACUCCGCCCUCAACCUGUCUUCCCCUCCUCCUUCAGGCCCAGCACCGCCUUCUUCCAUUCGAGUGGCUGCUCCGGGCCCAGUGUUGCCGUUGUUCUUCUGGCUGCUGAGAACCUGCAUCUCCCACAUUUGUUCUUGUCUGAUGUCGUCAUUGUAAUCCUGAAAAGAAAGAAAAAACAAUUAAAAUUCUG
This is a messenger RNA of Acanthoscelides obtectus, 417 nucleotides long. Lineage: Eukaryota; Metazoa; Arthropoda; Insecta; Coleoptera; Chrysomelidae. The record is from the annotation of a GenBank genome assembly.